Molecule: messenger RNA, 571 nt
Organism: Trichomycterus rosablanca
Lineage: Eukaryota; Metazoa; Chordata; Actinopteri; Siluriformes; Trichomycteridae
Exons: 4
Coding region: 15-443 (142 amino acids)
Cellular component (GO): cytoplasm; vesicle
Molecular function (GO): cysteine-type endopeptidase inhibitor activity
Source: RefSeq, a predicted model, not a curated record
UCACAGCUAAAAUCAUGGACCUACACCUCAUCCUACUGCUUUCCUUCCUCUCAUUUGUAAAUUUCUGCCAGGGACAAGAGCCGGUGGUGGAGGAUGUGAUCGUACCAAAAAAAGUACGGCUCCUGGGAGGCUGGAAUGAUGUCAACCCUAAUAUUGAGGAAGUCCAGGUGGCUGCAAAGCACGCUGUAGAAAAAUUUAACACAAAAUCUAAAGCCAAGGUGUUCUACAAGCUUAUCGAGGUCGAGUCUGCAAAAAUAAUGGUCACUAAUAUGAUGAACUAUAAUAUCUCUGCCACCGUGGGGAAAACAAAGUGCCUAAAACCUGAUCUGGUAGAUCUGGAUUCCUGUGAUUUGGCAGCAAAGUGGCUUAAGUGCAAGUUUAACGUACAGUUCAACCCAAGGAAUAACCAAUAUGUGGCGAAGAGGUUCUCCUGCUACAAAUAAUCCCGUGAUUGGACUUGAUCAUAAAGAACUUCUGUUAUUUUAAAAUAGAGUAACUUAUUCAACUUCCUAAUGGUGUCCUAAGCAACUGAACAGCUUCCUCUGUAAGGUCUUUUUUAAGAUUCACAAAA